AUGGCAAAGAAAACGCAACCCUGUCGAUCGGCUGCUUCGGCUCUCCAAUCAGCUCAACAGCAGAAGAAUCAGAAACCUUCCCUGCCUCCCCCUCCAUCCCCCCCUUCACUAGCCCCAAAGUCCAAAACAUCCGGCUCUGCAAAGAAGAAGAAUAAGAAGAAGGCUGCCCAGGCUCGUCAACUCGACUCGAUCAACCAUCUGGAUCAACUCAACGACAACCAUACUGAUUCAAACAGUCUGAUCGGUCGAUCUGAUAUGAUUGGUGCCUAUCCGGCCGAAGAUGCCGUCUCAAUCACCCAGCGGACAACAACCGGCAGCAUCUCCCCCGAUGAGGACGAGGACGACCGGAUCACCUCUCAUACCAUGCAUUCCAGUCUGGCUGCAGCCACCCGUCAGACUCAAGAAGAUCUACUCGCCACAGCUAACGACCUCUACCGUCAGAUCGAGUCUGCAGCCGCAGCCGCACUCGCUACUACUCAAUACCCCAAGAGCAACAAUUCGAUCCAUAACUCUAACAAUCAGAACCAAUCCUCGACAUAUCAUCAAUCCGGUCAUUCAAACUCAAAUAAUCACUCGCCUCAUCCGGAUGAUGAUGCAUAUUGGAAUUCUCUUCCUGCUCAUCUGCGAUCGUUUAUUCGUUCUGCUCUUCCCCUUGCUGCCGGUCACUCAUCUUCCAAUAGCAAUCAAUCACAGUCCUCCGCUCAGAAUCCCGGUGCCAUCCUACCAAACCUGUCUUCCUUCGCCCACGCAACCGGUAUGGUCACCUCCACGACCACCUCCAACAACCAACAGAGCGUACCCCAACUGACGAGCGAACAAAUGGCAGCAGCAGCUGAACAAUUGGCUCGAGUCGUCCAAAGUCACGAUUGGGGUCGAGCGGUCUCCACUGCAGCGCAACAGGCCGGCUUAUCGCAUACUAGCGUCAUGAACCACAUCAUCAAUGGCACUGCUCGAUCGUCUCACAAUUAUAGUCGUGAUGGGAGCGGCGCCGCUGCUACACUUAGCGUGACAGGUGGAACUGUCACCGGAACGAUACCCCUCGGAAGUUUCACCCUGCCUCUACCCCUUCACGCUCAUCCUGAACAACAUCAGCACCAGAACUCACAUGGGAUUAAUGAGCCUGUUUACUACACUGGCGAGACGACUAUUGUGACCUCGAGAAUCGGUGAUAAACACAAUGGCGAUGAUGGUUUGUUAGAUGAUGGUUAUUACAGCGAUGAUGCGAGAGGAAUGCGAGGUGACAUUAAUCAUACUAUACUCGACAACCGACAUAACCACUCUGAACAAGCUAGUAACGCUAGCAAUAUUGGGGUCAACAACUCAUCUCCAGCAAUGACAACAACCACGAGUAACAAGAAGAAGAAGAAGAACAAGAAGAAAAAAUCGGGUAACGCUGGUUCCAAUGAAGCUACCCAACCUCCUCCUGUUCCGAGUAUCGAUGUUCAGCGUUCCGCUCCUGCGUUACCAUCGAAUCCUGGAGUCCCCACCAAAGCAUCAUCUCAACUCAAUCCAUCAACGCGAAAACCUGGUCUUGAUCCUCCGGGCGGUCAUCUCACAAAUCAGACCCUUUCACCAAAUGCUGCUGCGCCCGCCUCUCGACUGCCCCCAGUUCCACCAUCUGCUCAGAAAAAGAAAAGUCCUAUCGCCACUUCAUUGUCUUCUAACAUCAACAAUUCAGCCUCCUCAUCGACCGUCACAAACACCAACUCGAAUAACACCUCCCAUCAGCCCACCGAACGGGAGCGGAUUCGCGUCUUCUGGUUGACGCUGAAUCAAGAGGAGCGAGCAAACCUUGUUAAGAUUGAGAAGGAUGCCGUGCUGAAAAAAAUGAAGGAACAACAGCGGCAUUCUUGCUCCUGUGCAGUCUGUGGACGAAAACGACUAGCGAUCGAACAAGAACUAGAAGUAUUGUACGAUGCCUAUUAUGACGAACUGGAGAAUUACGCGGAGGCCUCCAAGAAGUAUUAUGGCUCAGACUUGAAGACAAAAGGCGACAAAGGCCUUCCUGGAGCCUACCCAAAGCCACCAGGACCCGGACCAUUCCCAGGAAGUGUGGACAUCAUGAUGACGGCGACCCAACCAUCAACUCAAGUUGCAUCCAAGAAGGCUGUUCCCAAACCUACUCGUGAUCAUAAAAACAUUCGGCCAAGACCUCAGCAAGCCGUGCCUCAGCAGACUCAUCCACCGCCCCAAUCUACAAAUGGAACCAAUGGACAUUAUCAGCAACCACCAGGUGCCGCCAAACAAAACUUACCCCCACCGUCUCAAUUGAAGAAGUUGAAUUCACAUAACAGCAAUAGUGAUCACGAUCACACGCAUAGCCCAAGCUGCCCCCACCAUCCUCAUCACCACGGUCCAAAUCACUAUCACCCCAACAAUCGUGGAAAAGGUGUUGCUAAUGCUCACUGCAUUCCCCCGGCUGCUCAUCCACGGACACAUCCCCGAAAUGAAGACGCGUUUCCCGAUGAAGAUGCAGAGGAUGAGGAAGAUGAGGAUGAAUACGACGAUGACGAUGAGGAAGAAUAUGAUGAAGACGAAGAGGAGGAAGGCGAGUUUGAAGAUGAUGAUGAGAUCCCAGCGUUAGAAGAAGUGCCCAGCGAAACGUUGGUACCAAAUAACGCACACAAGAAACCUCCCAUCAACGGCACAAAUAUGCCUUACCCUAAUAAAUUGCCCAAUGGCGAUAAACUGAGUAGCACGCAUGCAAACAACAGCGAUUUAUUUGGAUUUGGAAACUCUCUAACUGUCAAAGGAGGUAUAUUGACCGUGGCCGACGACCUUCUUCGGAACGAUGGGCAAAAGUUCUUGGAAAUGAUGGAAUCAUUGGCUGAUAAACGUAUCCAGCGGGAGCGAGAUGCGGCCGAAAAUCUUCUGGCUAUUGGAAGAUGA
Messenger RNA from Puccinia graminis f. sp. tritici CRL 75-36-700-3, 2889 nucleotides. RefSeq lists its product as uncharacterized. The record is from RefSeq and is a predicted model, not a curated record. The coding region runs from base 1 to 2889 and encodes 962 amino acids. The transcript has 5 exons. NCBI's taxonomy places the organism in Eukaryota, Fungi, Basidiomycota, Pucciniomycetes, Pucciniales, Pucciniaceae.